Molecule: messenger RNA, 1964 nt
Organism: Coffea arabica (coffee)
Lineage: Eukaryota; Viridiplantae; Streptophyta; Magnoliopsida; Gentianales; Rubiaceae
Molecular function (GO): zinc ion binding; nucleic acid binding
Source: RefSeq, a predicted model, not a curated record
GUCUGGCAUACACGUUCGCCGGCUUCUCUGCCGGAACAAAACCCCCAACCCGUUCAGAAAAUGAGGCUCCGAUACUACUGAUAGCGGCAGUCUCAAUUUCUGAACGCCACCUACCUCCCGCCAGAGGCGCGUGUCUCAAACUCCCCCUGAAGUACACGUGUUCCGCCUCUCAAUUUUCUCACUUUCCCCCAUAAAAGAAACAAUUUAAAAGCUCCCCCCCACUUAAAUUCUCCAGUCCCUUCAGUUUUAAGUAAAGCACAGAGAGAAAUAGGUAGUGGUAAGUGCAAAAUGGAAUUCAAAUAUAGAGCUGUGGAUGAACCACCGCCACCUCCGCCGCCGCAGCCGUAUUACAGACACCCGACGGCGUCGUCCUCGGGCUACAGUUACUUCACUGAACAAGCCAUCAGAGCGGGCUAUAGAAUUCCAAGCUCUGGAAGGGCCAAUGAGUAUUUCAAUUCUGGCCCUGGAUGGGCCAAUGGUUGUUUUAAUGCGGAUUUUGGACAAGUAAAUGAGUACAUUAGGAAUCGACUCGAUGUCCGUGAGGCAAUUCAGAGAGAACUUGAGAAGGAGCGGAUUAGGGAAGAAAUCAUUGCGGCGGAGAGACAAGCACUGGAGGCUGAAGUAAGGAGGGAGAUGAUGAUGGAGAGAGAAUUAGCCAUUCGGGCCAGAAGAGGGCUAGUUGAUCCAUUUGAUAGGUUUUCGUUUCCAUUUGGAGGUGCGAUGGAGUUUCAGCCUAGAGAUGUUUUGUUUCUGCAUAAUAAAGGGCAGUCGUUAGAGGAGAGAAUUGCAAUGUCCCUAGAAGAGAGGCUAGGAAUGAGGGAGAGACAUGAGACUGGGAGACUUGGGAUGGUGCCGCUUCAGCAUGGAAGCAUAGAGCCAAAGAUUAAAGAGUUUAUGUCAUCUCCAGCAGACGUUAAAAAAGACAAAAUUGUUAUACUGGCUAAACCUGAUGCAUCACUUUUGGGAGCAAAGCGGAAAGCUGUUCCACCGGAAGAAGAGGGUGCAGGUGACCUCUCAGGUGGAGUUUCAAAGAAGAAAGUGGAGGAGGAAUGGAGUUGUGCGCUUUGUCAGGUUAGUGCCACAAGUGAGCGGGGCCUGAAUGAUCACAUCCAAGGAAAGAAACACAAGUCCAAAGAAGCUGCUUUGAGGGCGCAGAGGAAUGGUAAUAAUAUUGGCAUCGGCACAUUCCCCAAGAAAGACAUCAAGCCUUCAGUGGAAGUUGCUCAUAAGAUCAGCUCAGAGAUGGGACUGAAAUCAAGGGGAGAACUGUCGCAGUUUAAUCAAACUAGGGAAUCUUCGCUUCAGAUUAAUUCAAGUACAGAACGGACAAAAGAAAAUAAUGUGUCAAUUUCGGAAGAAAGUGAUAAGACAGACAAUACAAGGAAGAAAAACUUGGGAGUUCAGAAAGCCCCCAACAAAGGGCAAAAGAAGAAGAAAAUAUGCACAUUUUGGUGUGAGAUGUGCCAAGUAGGAGCCUACAAUGAAAGUGUGAUGGAAGCACAUAGAAAGGGGAAGAAGCAUAUGACCCGGCUUCAAGAAGCUGAUGAAGCUACCAUAGGAGAUAAUAUAAAUAAUGAAGAUGCUGAUGGGGCUGUGUUAGGAAGAUGAUUAUCAGGCAGCGAGAAGACAUGAUAAUGGUCUUGACUGUUAUAUUUCAGGUUAACCUUCUGCAUAAAUAUCUAGCUGCUGAAAUUGUUGGAGAGAUGCAACCUGAUUUCCAAAGGCAGUAAUUCCAGUUACUGUUCCCGCCCCGACAACCCCCCUCCCCUCCCCCCAAAAACCCCAUCCCCGGUCAUGGCUGCAAUUCAAAUGUCUGUAACUUUAGCUUGUGUAAUUUUGCCUAAUGUAGCAUAUUUGCCAUGCUGUUGAGAUUUAGCUGUAAAUAACUUCUAAGAUUUCAGAAACCCCAGAUUGGUUGAAAUAAGAAACAUAACUAGUAGCUAGGUGUGUUUGGAUUGCCAUUU